Molecule: messenger RNA, 2716 nt
Organism: Lepus europaeus (European hare)
Lineage: Eukaryota; Metazoa; Chordata; Mammalia; Lagomorpha; Leporidae
Product: NEDD4-like E3 ubiquitin-protein ligase WWP1
Biological process (GO): ubiquitin-dependent protein catabolic process
Molecular function (GO): protein binding; ubiquitin protein ligase activity
Source: RefSeq, a predicted model, not a curated record
GCGGAAGGUUGAGGGCGCCCGCCGCGGGAUGAGGCGCCGCCGCCGCUGUGGCUGUCCGCUGCCGGGCGCCGGCAGCUUCGCGCAGGGUUAUCUCCUCAUCAGACUAUGAGCUCCUUGAAAGAAGGAAUCGUGUCUUACUCAUCUUUGUAUCCCCAGAGUCUACCACAGUUCCUGAUACGUAGUUUAUGCUGAAUUUUGGGACAUGGCCACUGCUUCACCAAGGUCUGAUACUAGUAAUAACCACAGUGGAAGGUUGCAGUUACAGGUAACUGUUUCUAGUGCCAAACUAAAAAGAAAAAAGAACUGGUUUGGAACAGCAAUAUAUACAGAACUAGUUGUAGAUGGAGAAAGUAAGAAAACAGCAAAAUCCAGUAGUUCUUCCAAUCCUAAAUGGGAUGAACAGCUAACUGUCAAUGUGACCCCACAGACUACAUUGGAAUUUCGGGUUUGGAGUCAUCACACUUUAAAAGCAGAUGCUUUAUUGGGAAGAGCAACCAUAGAUUUGAAACAGGCUCUGUUAGCACACAAUAGAAAACUGGAAAGAGUGAAAGAACAAUUAAAACUUUCCUUGGAAAACAAGAAUGGCAUAGUGCAAACUGGUGAAUUGGCUGUUGUGCUUGAUGGAUUGUUGAUUGAGCAAGAAAAUCUAACAAACUACAGCUCAUCUCCAACCAAAAUACGACAAAAUGGUGAUGCCUUACAUGAAAAUGGAGAGCCUUCAGCAAGGACAACUACCAGGUUGGCUGUUGAAGGUACUAAUGGAAUAGAUGAUAAUGUAUCUACAAAUGCUGUAGUCCAAGACUCUUGCUGUUCGCAUGUAGUUAAUGGAGACAACACACCUUCAUGACAGGUUCCUGUCAGACCCAAAAAUACACCAGCUCCAAAACCACUCACAUCUGAGCCUGCCAAUGACACUGUUAAUGGAGAAUCAUCCUCAUCUGCGCCCACUGGCCAGGCCUCUGCCAUUGGCACUGCAGUAGUUCCUGAAGAAACCAGCUUGUCUUCAGACUGCACUAGCACUACUGUUGAAGAUGCUCCCAUUCAGGAGAUACCCACUUCCUCCGAAAACAAUGAAUGUAUACCUUCUACCAGUGCACAGUUGGGAUCUGAAGCUAGAAGCAUACUAGAUGCUGAUCAUUCUAAUUCUGCAAGUAGUUCUGCUUUUGACAAAUUAAGGCAGCCAGAGGGGUGUGCGGAAUCUGUACGGCAACAGUCUGGAAAUGCCAACACAGAAACUUUGCCAUCAGGGUGGGAACAGAGGAAAGAUCCUCAUGGUAGAACCUAUUAUGUGGAUCAUAACACUUGAACUACCACGUGGGAGAGACCACAACCAUUACCUCCAGGUUGGGAAAGAAGAGUUGAUGACCGUGGAAGAGUUUAUUGUGUGGAUCAUAACACCAGAACAACAACAUGGCAGCGGCCUACCAUGGAGUCUGUGCGGAAUUUUGAACAGUGGCAAUCUCAGCGGAACCAAUUGCAGGGAGCUAUGCAACAGUUCAACCAACGAUACCUCUAUUCGGCUUCAAUGUUAACUGCAGAAAAUGACCCAUAUGGACCUUUGCCACCAGGCUGGGAAAAAAGAGUGGAUUCAACAGACAGGGUUUGCUUCGUGAACCAUAACACAAAAACAACCCAAUGGGAAGAUCCAAGAACUCAAGGCUUACAGAAUGAAGAACCCUUGCCUGAAGGCUGGGAAAUUAGGUAUACUCGGGAAGGUGUUAGGUACUUUGUUGAUCAUAACACAAGAACAACAACUUUCAAAGAUCCUCGCAAUGGGAAGUCAUCUGUAACUAAAGGUGGUCCACAGAUUUCUUACGAACGCAGCUUUAGGUGGAAACUUGCUCACUUCCGUUAUUUGUGCCAGUCUAAUGCACUACCCAGUCACGUAAAGAUCAAUGUGUCCCGGCAGACAUUAUUUGAAGAUUCCUUCCAACAGAUUAUGGCAUUAAAACCCUAUGACUUGAGGAGGCGAUUAUAUGUAAUAUUUAGAGGAGAAGAAGGACUUGAUUAUGGUGGCCUAGCAAGAGAGUGGCUUUUCUUGCUUUCCCAUGAAGUUUUGAACCCAAUGUAUUGCUUAUUUGAAUAUGCGGGCAAGAACAACUAUUGUCUGCAGAUAAAUCCAGCAUCAACCAUUAAUCCAGAUCAUCUUUCAUACUUCUGUUUCAUUGGUCGCUUUAUUGCAAUGGCAUUAUUUCAUGGAAAAUUUAUUGAUACUGGUUUUUCUUUACCAUUCUACAAGCGUAUGUUAAGUAAAAAACUUACUAUUAAGGAUUUGGAAUCUAUUGACACUGAAUUUUAUAACUCCCUUAUCUGGAUAAGAGACAACAAUAUGGAAGAAUGUGGCUUAGAAAUGUACUUUUGUGUUGACAUGGAAAUUUUGGGAAAAGUUACUUCACAUGACCUGAAAUUGGGAGGUUCCAAUAUACUCGUGACUGAGGAGAACAAAGACGAAUAUAUUGGUUUAAUGACAGAAUGGCGAUUUUCUCGAGGAGUACAAGAACAGACCAAAGCCUUCCUUGAUGGUUUUAAUGAAGUUGUUCCCCUUCAGUGGCUACAGUACUUUGAUGAAAAAGAAUUGGAGGUUAUGUUGUGUGGCAUGCAGGAGGUUGACUUGGCAGACUGGCAGAGAAAUACGGUUUAUCGACAUUAUACAAGAAACAGCAAGCAAAUCAUUUGGGAAAUUCAUUUUUAUAGUCUGUCUUCCUUUCCAAAUUAA